Vitrella brassicaformis is the source of this 2471-nucleotide messenger RNA. The record is from the annotation of a GenBank genome assembly. NCBI's taxonomy places the organism in Eukaryota, Vitrellaceae.
CCGUUUUGGCGGCUUUCCUGCUGCGGGAGUCAGAGGAUGCGGCUGCGGGAGCGGGAGGAUGCGCCCCUUGACGUCCUCGACCCAUCCUAUCUCCGGCACAUCACCGACGCAGAUGACCUUUCAUCCGUCCGGAGCGUCGAGCUGUGCGUGGAUGUGGACGAGCAGCCCAUCGCCGAGUUGGGGGAGCUCCUGCCCUCUCUGCGUCACCUGCGGCUCAAUGGGUCCAACGUGCCGUCGCUUCGGGAGCUGGGCGUGCGGUUCGGCUGUUUGCGGGUGCUGUGGCUGACGCGCUGCGGAGUGAGGGAUCUGGGAGGGGUGCAGGGGCUGCCUGCACUGCAGGAACUCUAUCUGGCGUUUAAUGCUAUCGAAGAGCUCUGGCCGCUGGCAGGUGCGAUGGAUGAAUGAAUGCACUCACCCCACACACACAGACACAAUCACACACAUACGCACAUACACACACACAUACACACGCAUCUCCGUUCCCUGUGUGUGCAUGGUUUUUGCCGUCUGUCCAUCCGUCAGGCCACGAGUGUCUGGAGGUUCUCGACCUCGAGGGCAAUGAGUUGCGGUCGUUGCAGGAGGUGACCUUCCUCACAUCAUGCCCGGCUCUCAGACACCUGACCCUCCAGGCCAACCCCCUCACACACGACCCCGCCUUCUCGCCCCAGUGGGUGGCCGAGCGGCUGCCACAGCUGCAAACCCUCGACGACGCCCCGCUGGGCAGCAGGAGCGGGCUGCUCGAGGUGGAGGAGGUCGGCGAGGAGAGCGAGGAGAGGCAGCAGGAAUCGGAGCCUGACGAGUGGGACGAGGUGCCGUCUGGCCGUGGUGUUCCGGUGCCGACUUAUGCGCGAGGGCAUGAGGUAGAGGUGCUCGACCUGUCGCAGCUCGACGCCAUCGAGGAGGAGAACGAGGAGGACAAUGGUCCGAUGGGUGGCCCCUCGGGCGGUGGCUUCUCGUCUGGGUCGUGCAACCCUUGCCUGUCGGCCAUGCCCCCUCUGGAGUGUCUAGUGUCGUCUCCGCGGCUGAGAAGGAUGAAGGCCGACGUCGAGAGGGAUAUGGGCAGGGAGGGCGAUGCGGCAGAAUCGGCCGCAGCUGGUGGUGCGGUUCGUGGUGGCGGUGAUGUGUUUCCUGGUGAGCCUGCGGAGGAGGAACUGCUCGUUGAGAGCAUCAAGGUGAGUGGGGUAAGGGUGUCUGACGAUGGACUUGCGCGACUCGAGAGGUUCUUUGGCUUGGUUGGGUUGAUUCAGGCGUGUCGGAGCGCUGCUGCCACGGUGUCAGCUGCCUCAUCCAGCAGCGCAUCGCGGGCGUCACACCGCCCCACAUCGGCUGCAGCACUCAACCAGAGGACGCACAUGCCAUCCAGACCCCGUAAGUUGACAAACCGAGACCACUGGACAUCCUGUGCGCGUGUAUCUAUCGCUGCCUGCCACUGUCUGCAUCCUUCAAUUCAGAGAGCGCGGCGUCCCACCACGGGCCCUUCCCGGUCCCCCCUCCCCUCUCCCUUCGCCGCCCCUCCACUCCAGCCGUCCCGCCCCCCUCGCUCGUGUAUCAUCACCGGCCUGCAUCGGACUUCGGCUGGGUGGCCGACGAACAGCAUGGUGCGGCCGACAGCGGUGUGUCAGACCUCACUGUCGGCACUGAUCGCAGCUUCGCGGGCAGCCCCUUGGCGGCUAUCCGCCACAGUAGACAGAGGAGCACGCAGAGUGCGCGUGUUGGGGAGAGGGGGAGGGGCGGUGGUGGUGCCGGCGGUGUGUUGGGCAUCCGUGCACUGAUGGCUCAGGUGCGGCUGGAGGCGGCCACGACCAUGAGUGCUGAGGAGAGGGAGUGGAUGAAGCAGCAGCAGAGGCAACACAGUAGACAAGUACGAACGGCCAGCGGCACCUUUACACAUGCAUAGAGUGUCAUCAAACGGGUGUGUAUCUGUUUUCUCAGCAUCGUCGCAUCGUGACGCCUCCCGCCCCCUCCCAGGCCCCACAGCCGCCAUCCACGCCCAGCGACUCCGCAUUCGUCCGCCGCAGAGUGCCGAGUUGUCGUGUUCAUGGCGCUGCCGCGGAGGAAAGCAAGGAGGGCGGGCUGCGCGUCAAUGAGGCGGAAUGUCACAGUGCCGGCAGCACAGCGGCCACCAGGGCGCCCACGAGUGCCCAGAGCAGUGGGGUGGGGUGAGGGGAGGACGCAUCGGUGGGUUGGCAUGGCACGUGUAUGGGAUGGGUGGUGUUUGACAUCCGUACACGUACCCAUACGUACGUGUUGUGAAGCGAUCGGAUCGGCAGACCGGACCGAUGCAUGCGUUGAUUGACUCGACUCGUGUGUGUGCUGUGCCUUCAUUCAUUCAUUCGUUGAUGGCCAGAGGGAUGGAAGGAUGGAGGGAUGGAUGUUGGGUGCACGUACGUCUCGCAUGCAUCCAGCGGACAGAUAGAGCGUCGGCACUCAGCCGCUGAGCUCAGGCUGAGCCAAGGAGAGCUGCACAUGGC